This is a messenger RNA of Marmota monax (woodchuck), 12205 nucleotides long. It is a transcript of the gene Abca13, whose product is annotated as ATP binding cassette subfamily A member 13. Gene Ontology annotation, biological process: transmembrane transport; lipid transport. The annotation marks the transcript as partial. Gene Ontology annotation, molecular function: ATP hydrolysis activity; ATP binding; ABC-type transporter activity. The transcript has 38 exons. The record is from RefSeq and is a predicted model, not a curated record. Lineage: Eukaryota; Metazoa; Chordata; Mammalia; Rodentia; Sciuridae. Gene Ontology annotation, cellular component: membrane; intracellular membrane-bounded organelle.
GUUACAAACUGUAGCUGACCACAGGAAGGUGAAUGGCUUGGCCUUUUUAAAAGAAAUGCAGGACCUGGUCGAGGACAUUUGUGAAAUGGUGGACAAAGCAAAAAACUUACAGAAACUUUGGAAAGAAAGAUCAAAGACACCAGGUCCUUCUUAUGGAUCCAGUUUUUUAACAAUGGACCUCAAUAAAACAGAGGAGGUAAUUUCAAAAUUGGAAAGCCUCCACCAGCAGCCUUAUCUCUGGGAUUUUUUACUUUCAUUGCCAAGACUACGUGAAAACCAUGUUCAUGUGGAAGACAUCCUGCCUGUCAUGGUCCACUUUCUCCAGGUAGUUUUGAAUUCCUUAACAUCUCUGGAAGAUUUAGACUGGCUACCACUCAACCAGACUUUCUCUCAGGUUUCUGAACUUGUACUGAAUGUGACCAUCUCGACGCUGACAUUUCUGCAGCAAAAUGGAGUAUCAUUCACUGAGUCAGUUUAUCAACUGUCCCUGCAGAAUAUGGUGUGGGAUCCACAGAAAGUCCAGUCUGAUCUCAAAUCCAAGUUUGGUUUUGAUGAUCUUCAAAUGGAACAAAUCCUGAAUUAUUCAGCUGAGCUAGAGGAGAUUCCCACAGACAGCUCCUUAGAGAGGAUGGUGUGUUCAGUCUUGUCCAGCAUAUCCAAGGACGAAGCAGAGAGAGAAGGCCGUGGUGGAGACUGUCCUCCCAAGUGGUCAGAAGCCAAGAACUAUCUCAUCCACUCGGUCAGCUGGCUGCGACUGUAUGGACAGGUGUUUCACCAGUGGCAACAGGGUGGCCUGCUUCAGAAGAUACUCACAGGUGCUGGCCAUAGUCUGGGGGCCCUCAGGGACCAGCUCGAAGAAGGGGAUGAGCCAUGGAAAGUGGUGGAAGCCUUGCAUACUGGACUGCUCAUCCUGAGUGACAGCUUGGCAUCCAAGGGGCCCGAAGACAGUCUUCACUCUUCACAGAUAUCACAGAGUCUGCAGAAAUUGCAGAGUGUGCUGCAAAGCCUGCCCCAGUGGCCAGACCUAAAGAGAUUGCUGCAGCUGGGUGGUGCUCUCAGGAAUGCAAUAGCCCAGGAUUUGCAUUUCAUCCAAGCAAUCCUCAUUCACCUGGAGACUUCAGCGAACAAUUCUAUGCAGGGCAGACCUGAUCGAUGGAAACUAGAAAAGGAUGUGUUCUUUGAAGGGUUAAAGCAGAUGUUGACGAAGAAUGCUACUGCUCCCUGCCUAAAUGAACGCUUGUCUGAGAAGGAGGUCCCUCUGCCCCCUGGGAUCUGGAGGGACUCCUGGGGACUGUUGUGCAACCAUACCUCCUUCAACGAGACCAGUGUUUUCAACAGGCUACUUGGUACAGUAAAGGAUGUUGACCAUAUUUUGCAAGAGGUCAUUACUGGGCACACAGACAUGCCAGUUUCGGUACCGGAAGAGUAUUUGGGCUGGCAGGAACUGGAGACACAGCUGUCAGAAGUGAGCCUUUCCUGUUCUCAGCUCUUCCAGUUGAAGGGUGCUGUUGCCUCACCUGGGACCCAUGUCUCCUCUGGUGGCUGUGAGCACCAGCUUGUCUCCACCCUGAUGUUUCAUAUGCUUGAAAAAGUACAACCGUCCCUGGAACAGAUACCCUAUGGGAAGGCCUUCCUAGGGCUUCUCAGGAAGACUUGUAAAGUGGCACGAUGUGUGAACAUGCAAGGAAGUUUCCAGGACAGUCUUCUGGCUUUCUCUAAGAAAUCUCCCUGUUAUGCAGAAAACAUGGAUUGGAAAAUCAUCAGUGAUAAUUAUUUUACAUUUUUGAAUGACUUAUUGACUUCUCCAAAAACUUCCAUAUCCAGGGCCUUAAACUGCACAAAGCACCUUCUGGUGAUGGAAAAGAAGUUUCAUGUCUCUGAGGAUGAACAGAUGAACUUUCUUUUAUCAUCUGUGGAAUUUUGGGAGAAAUUAUUACUACCUAAUCCUUUCAACUCCUUCAGGGUUCCCAAAUUCCACAACUCAUCUCUCAACAAGGAAGUUCUAAAUAGAAGUGUUUUGUGGAGUUUAGAGACAGACCCACCUGCUUUUGAAGCUCAGGAGCUUUUAGAAUUUGGGAAAGAGGUGAUUGAAAAACUGCAAACUGGUGGAAGUCACUGGAUGAAGAACCAACCUGAAAAUAUUUUGAGAUUCUUGGAAUUAAUACUUCUUGAAAUUAACCCCAAACUUCUAGAAUUAUGGCUGUAUGGUAUUUCUAAAGGAGAAAAGGCUAAACUGGAAAAUUUUUCUUCACUUUUAAAUUCUUCUGUUCCAGAAAAUGAGAAAAUUUUUAGUAAAAGCAUAAACUUUUCCCAUUUAUCCCACUCAAAUUGGUCAGAAUCACCAGCAGUGAACAUAGAUUUUGUACAUUUAAGUGAAACUGUGAUGAAUAGUCUCUACGAAUUUGGAUUACUUAGGCAGGAACAAGUCUCAGAAGUUCUGGACACGGUCUAUGUUGUAAAGAAUGCAUCUGAUAUUUUCUCAGCCCUCUCUGAACCUCAGAAACAAGAAGUUGAUAACAUUUUGACACACAUAUACCUAAAUGUCUUCAAAGACAAGGAUUCAGCUUUACUUCUGCAAAUUUAUUCUUCCUUUUACCAAUAUAUUUAUAAAUUCUUGAGCCUACGGAGUAGAGAUUCUCUGCUAAUGUACCUUACCCAAAUCUCAAGACAUAUUUUGAACAUCAUAAAGCAAUUUAAUUUCCAAAACAUCAGUAAAGCAUUUGAAUUUUUAUCUGAGACUGCAGAGAUUCUUGGGGGAAUUUCUGAAGUAUCUUAUUGUCAGCAGUUGUUUUCAGUUUUUAACUUUUUGGAGCUUCAAGCUCAAUCCCUGAUGUCUACAGAAGGCCAAGAAUUAGAAGUGAUCCAUGCUACCUUGACAGGCCUCAAACAGCUGCUCAUAGCAGAUGAAGGUUUUCGCAUGUCUUUAUUUCAAUAUGUCAGUCAGCUCUUCAAUGGUUCAGUAGAAGCCCUGUUGGGUGAUGAAUGUUUUGUUUUGGAUAAUGAAACCAUUUCCUCUAUGAAUUAUUUAACAGAUAAGGGAUCUUCAUUUAGUCUUCCAUGGUCACAAAUUUUUUCAGACCUCUCAGCAAAUGUCAGUGUGUUGAAUGAGUUUCUGGCCAUUCACUGUACCAUUUCAUGGCUUCAAAUGUGGACUGAAAUCUGGGGAAGCAUAUCUCAAAUAUUUAAGUUUGACCUGAAUAUCUUCACUUCUCUUCAUGUAGGGCUCACUCAGCUUUUGGAUGAAUUGGAAAAUGAUGUGAAAAUUUCUGAAAGCUGCCAGGGAGUCUUUCCCACCCACCAUGCAGCUAGACUCAUAAUAAAUUUGUUUAAAAGUGUGACUCAAGCUGAUAAUUUUCAGGAUUGGCAUGACUUGCUGGAUCUCAGGGAUCUCUGGGUAGCAUUAGGUGAUGCAUUAGUUGCAGUAAAAUCACUUACCUUGGACCAAGUAGAGAAAACCCUUUUCACCAUGGAAACCACCCUGCACCAGCUAGAGACACUUCCAUUGAGCACAAACACAAGCAGAGAGUUAUUAUAUUCUCUGCUGGAGGUUUUCAUUGAGUUAAGCCAGACCUCAGAAUAUGUGGGUAGUAACGUAGACCCGAUAAAUCAUUUUCUUUUAAAUAAUCUCACAUAUCAUGGAAAUAACAAAUUUCAAAGUGUGAUCACUGAGCUAAGAGAAACAAUAUUAGUUCUUAGAAAUGUGUCCCAUGAUCAAGAUUUAUUGUCCUGUGCUGAUGUUUUCCAAAAUGUAACUGAGUUGAUUUUAGAAGAAGGCUUAUUUCAUGUAAAUAGCUCUCAGCGGAUAGUACGUAUUCUGGACAUGUUAAAUUGCACAUUCUCCUCUGAGAACACAGUUAGCAAACUGAGAGGAUGCAUGGCAUGGAUAGAUGCCAUCAACCGUUUGUAUGUAAUAUAUAAUUCAAGUUUUUCACAAGGUUAUCUUCACAGUAUUUUGGGGAGUUUCAAAGAUAUGGACAACAAAAUGAACUCUACAUUGAAAAUGGUAACUUGGCUGAUACAUAUAAAGAAACCACUUUGUUCCUUGGGUGAGUCCAACAUAAGUUGUGUAAAUAUUUACUUGGAAGACAUAACUGACUUUCUAAAUAUUGUACUUAAUACAGUCUUUGAAAACGAGAAGGUACCAAAAUUUGAGAUUUUAUUAGCUCUUUUGAAUGAUUCCACAAACCAAGUAAGGAUGGUUAUAAACAACUUAACAAGAGACUUUGAUUUUGUUUCCCAAUCCAACUGGAAGUAUUUUAAUGAAUUAGUUUUAAGACCCAUAGCAAUGUCACAGGAAAUUCCUAACCAGUUUCAAAAUCUUUGGCUGCAUUUGAUAGCACUGGGGAAGGAAAUUCAGAAACUUGUAAAAGAUAUUUUCUCUAAUAUCCUGGAAAAUAAUUCCUCUUCUGAAACUGAAAAUUAUUUUAACAUAUUUGCUACCAGUCCAAAGGAAAAUGAUAUAAAGAGUUUAGGCAAUUCAGUUUAUCAUUUAGCUAGUUACCUUGCCUUCUUCAACUUAUCUCAUGAUCUUCAAAACCCACCAGAAACAAUUUCACAUGAACUAAUGAGAGUUGUGGAUCUUGUUAUUCAGUUGAUGAAGAAUGUGUUCAAUUCCUUAGUGCCCACUGUUUCUCACAAUAUCCCACAAAAUUCAGGUCAUGCUCAAGUUUUAAAGAAGGUGGCUUCUCUCAUGCGUACUCUCAAGAAGGCAGACAUAGACCUUUUAGUAGAUCAGCUUGAACACAUUAGUGAAGGCCUUGGGGAUUUCUUCAAGAAUCUCAGUAGAUUAGAUACCAGCAAUUCAGGGGUCAACUUGCUUUUUGGCUUGAUGGAGAAAUUCGCAGACAGCUCCCAUGCUUGGAAUGUCAAUCAUCUGCUCAAGCUCUCUCGCCUGUUUCCCAAGGAUGAUGUGAACACAGUGGUGGAUUUGUAUUAUGCUCUUCCUCAUGUUGUGAGUCUCCUGCAGAGAGUGGCUGACAAAAACAUCACAGAGGCCCUCAAGGAUGUCUAUAACUUCACACUCCUUCACGGCAUCAGCAUUUCAAACAUCACCAAGAAGGACUUUGCUGGUGCGAUAAAAGCUCUUCUGCAUACAAUCACAUUAAUAUCAGACCAACCAGCCAUUGUCUCAGAGGCUUUAAACUGCCUUCCUGUGGUUUGGUGCUGGAAUCAUACAACUUCUGGAUUUCAGCAGAAUCCAAAAUUGGAAGCCUGUGAAGUCCAUGGGCUUAUGUCUUCUUCCUUUUAUCACCAAGUGGCCAUAAUACUUGACCAUCUCCACCUGUCUCCCCCAGGUGAAGAUUCACAAUGUUCAAAUGAAAGUUCACGAAUGGAAAUAAGUAGGAAAAUGAUUUGUGUGAUUCAUGAAUUAGCAGACUGGAAUUCCAUCCUUCUAGCACUGUCCGAAGUCUUUCAUGCUAAAACCUCUCUGAUGAAAACUGUGCAAGAAUUUUGGCAUAAGGUGUUACCAUUUGUCUCACUUUCUGGAAAUCAAAGUAAUGACAGCAUUGCUGAACAUUGUCCUGGUGGUCCCAUAAAGCAAGUUGUUUUGCAAAUCAUAGAAAAGCUAAAACGUGUCAAUUUGACAAAAGCUGCUUCUGGGGAAAACAUUCUUAACAAACUGGCUGGUGUAAAUAAGAUUUUUAACAUUACUGAGGGAACAGAGGCAUUUGUCCGAAAUAAUAUUUCCUUAAAUUUGGAAAGGAUGAUCAAGUUGAUUUCUGGGGAUUGGAGUCUAGAAGAUAACAGGCCUUAUUCACUCCUUCCAAUCACAAUUCUUCUGAAUGCAAGUCUCAUGGGUGGUGGUUUAGAAGCAUUAACAAGUUUUAUUAAAAAUAGUGAAGCUAUUUACAACCUUGAAGAACUAUGGCUUGACUUUAAACAAACCAUGAAAGACCUAACCCAUGACUUUAGUAUUAGGCACCUGUUCUCUAUAAUUAAAAAGGAAAUCCAAAGUAUAAACUCCAUGGCCCUUCAAAGCUUAGUUUCACAACUUUCCCACUUUCUGGAAAGCAUGGAUUCAUCAUCAUUGGGGACAUUAGAAAUUGAUGAAGAUUUUCUGUUGGACACAAAAAACUGGCUUCAUGAAAUUGCAAAUGAAGAUUACUCCAAAUUGACACAAACAUUAUUUGUUCCUGUGACCAUCGAGAGUUCAACUGAUGAUGUAACUAAAGAUAUGACUAACUAUUUGCAUUAUCUGAAAAACAUUUCCAGAGAAGGUGAUUUUGACGUUGACUUUCUUACUCAUCUGCUAAAUCAAGAGCAGCUAACCAAUUUCUCGGUUGUUCAGUUGCUUCUUGAAAGCAUUCUGAUUAAUUCCAUCAAUAACUUAGCUGGGAGGUCCCAAGAAUUGGCCCCAAAUUUAAGUGAUGCUGACCUUCAAAUAAUGAAUUUAAUUAACCUCACCUUGAACCACAUGCCAUCGGACCAUAGUGGGAAAACCAUUCUCCCUCCAAGGAGCACAGUGGAUUUCAUAGAACAGUUUUUGAGAACAUUCUUUCCCCCUUUACUAAAGGGAAAUUCUGAGAACAAAAUAUCUCUUUUGCUAAAAGACUUCCACCAAGAUGCUAUUGCAGAGAUGAGUUUUUUUCCAAAAGAUAAAAUUCUAGAAGUUCUGAAAUUGGAUCAAUUUCUUACCUUGAAGAAUGAAGACAAAUUCAUGGAUUUUUUCUCAAGUUUAAAGGAGACUAUAUAUCACUUAAUCAAAAGCUCAUUUAUAUUAGACAAUGGAGAACUUUAUUUUGAUAACCAUCAAGGAAUGGAAUUCAUAAAAGAUUUAUUGCAUGCCUUUGUAAGGGAAACCUCAAUGAAAAAUAAGUCUGAAGAUAAUUUCCUUACAGUGGUGAGUCAGUUGCUUUUCCAUAUAAAUAGUACUGAGGAGCUCUUCAAACUUAACCAAAAUCUCAGGUCAGUUCUUCAUCUCAUGAGAGAAAGUUCCACAGAGAUAGCCAAUCUUAUGGAUACUCUUUUAAACUCUCUAAAUAAGGACUUCCAUACCUUAUAUCCUACACUCCAAGAAGUUAUACUUUCUAACCUAACCAAUUUGCUUUCCUUUAUACAUAACUCAAAUCUUCUAAGAAACAGAGAAACAUUAGAAAUUACUAAGAGAUUACUUGGUGUUAUUUCUAGAGCUUCUGAAAAUAGUCAUGUCCUAGAACCUCUCUUAGAAAUGUCUAGAACUCUGACCAUGCUUUUGAGUGACAGUGCUGAGCUGAGAGAUCUUGCCAUAUCAGUGGACUCCACUGUGAAAUUUCUCAAACUAGCUAAGAAAGUUUCAGGGCAGAUGGCCAUGAUUUUUGACACUCAUUUCAUCUCUAGUACCAAGGACACCAUGAAAUUCUUUGACACUCUCUAUUCCUUUAUGCACCAAAGUGUUCAACAUCUUGUGAAGAAAAUAACUACUUUGAAAAAAGUAGAUCAUUUUAUAUUUGAAAAGAUAAAUGAUUCAUUACUGCCAUUUCUUGACUUGGCCUUUGGGAUGAUUGGGGUCAAACCUAAUAUUUCACAAGACUCUGAUAUUUUCAGUAUGUCAUCUAUCAUACUGUCCUACGUGAACCAAUCCAAGGACUUUUCUGAUAUUUUGGAAGAAAUGGCUGAAUUUUUAACUUCUACAAAAAUUGAUUUGGGGGUUUUGGAGCAUCUUAUGGUGGCAUUUAGUAAUGUGUCUCAAGUAUUUUCUAGGGAUUCUGUCAAUUUAUGGGAAGAAAUUCUGGAUUGCUUAGUUCCUAUAAAUAACAUUACCAGUCAAAUGGACUUUUUACAGCUUAAUCCAAAUUCUAGCCCUCAAGAUACUGAGCAGGAAAGGAUUCAUGAAGUGAUUCUUUUCUUGGAUAAAAUGUUAACAGAAAGCAGCACAGAAAUAGGAACUUACUGGAAAAUGGCGGUUAAUUUUACUUUAGAAAUUCUUUGGAAUAGCUUGAAGAAGGAUAACUGGGGUGUUUUUAAUCUAUUCCUGACAUUUGCUCAGCAUCCAGAUAACCUUUUGAAAACCAUAGAAAGAGUUGUACAGGCCUCCAGUGGAAUUGAAAGUGAGUAUGGAGAUUAUUUAAGUAAAGGUUUUUCUCUCAAUAUGUCUUUGAUUGAGAAUAUAACCCAUCAUCAACUUGAGAAAGCAACCCAGUUUGUGCUAAGUAGAAUAGCUCUCUCCAGGAAAGGGCUCCUCCCCAACAACUCCCGGUGGGCAAAUUCCAUUAGAACUGUAUUUCAUCCAGUCUUGGAGAUUUUUCUUCAGGCAGCCAUUGGAAAGAAUGGCAUGUCGGCCAAAGAAGACUGGCCCCAACAAGAUAUGAUGGAUUUUCCUUAUGGCUUCAGACCGUUAUCAUGUUUCAAGAAAUACCUGAGGAGAUUAUUUGUAUUGAUUGAAUACUGGCAGAAAGUCUCACUGACAGAUGAAAGUGUUGUUGAGAUGUGUCGAGUUUUGCAGCAGCUGGAGAAGCCCUCUGAAGCCAUCGAGAUUCUGCAGAAAGUGAAGAUGGUGGUUUUGCGUGUGCUCAUUAUCUUUGCAGAAAACCCUUCCUUGACUAAGGACAUUUUGUGUGCUACUCUGAGUUGCAAGCAAGGUGGGAUAAGGCAUCUCAUUUUAUCUGCUAUCCAAGGUGUCACUUUGGUGCACAACUACUAUCAGGAAAUUGAAAAGAUAUGGUCCUCACCUAAUCAGAUAAAUUGUGAAAGUCUUAGCAGAAAUCUUUCUAGCACCUUGGAAAGCUUCAGAAGUAACUUGGAAAAUGCCACUGACCAGGACUGCACAUGCCAGCCCCCGCUAGAGACAGUUCAGCAGCACAUGAGCACGUUGGCCAAAAGCUUCCAGAAGACUUGGUUGUCCGGGAAUUCCAUUAUCACUUUUCUUAGCAAUUUUACAGUUACCGAGAAUGUAAAAGUAAAAGAUUUGAUGAAGAACAUCACCCAGCUCACAAAAGAUCUUCGCUCUUCUAUCCACAUCUCAGAUGAGACCAUCCACAGUAUCUUAGAAGCAAAUAUUUCCCAUUCAAAGAUUCUCUCCAGUGCCCUUGCCAUGGCUCUGUCUGGAAAGUGUGAUCAAGAGAUUCUUCGCCUCCUGCUGACAUUUCCUGAAGACAAAACAUCUUUGUUUGCAAUGAAGGAACUCUGUGGCCUUCCCGGGUCGAAAGCGUAUCCUCUGAUUGUGAUGAUGAGUCAGAACCUGAACCUGCGGACUUUCAUUUAUAAAACUCUUAUACCUUCUGAAGCAAAUGGCUUGCUCAACUCCCUGUUGGAUGUCAUUUCCAGCCUCAGUGCCCUACUUGCCAGAGCCCAGCAUGUCUUCAAAUACCUUCCUGAAUUUCUUCACACAUUUAAAAUUACUGCCUUGCUAGAUAUGCCGGACUUUGGACAGGUUUCCCAAAAUGACCAGGCUAGAAGUUCAGCCUUUGGUUCUUUGCAGAAUGUGAUGAAACUGGUUUGCAAGGACCAGGCAUCAUUCCUUAGCAAUUAUAACAUGUUCCUUAAUUUGCCCAGAGUUAACGAGCUCUUGGAAGAUGACAAGGAAAAAUUCAACAUUCCUGAGGAUUCAACACCAUUUUGCUUGAACCUUUACCAACAAAUUCUCCAGUCUCCAAAUGGUGCUUUGGUGUGGUCUUUCCUAAAGCCUAUGUUACAUGGAAAAAUACUGUAUACACCCAACACUUCAGAGAUUAAUAAGGUCAUUCAAAAGGCUAAUUACACUUUUUAUUUUGUGGACCAUCUAAAAAUUUUAUCAGAAACACUACUGAAGCUAUCAAGUCUUUUCCAGGGAAGUGGAAAUGGCCAGAUGUUCAGCCAACUGCAGGAAGCGCUGAACAACAAAAUCAUAAGAAAAUUUGUAGAAAGCCAGUUUCACAUUGAUGUGGACAAACUCACUGAAAACCUCCAGACUUAUGGAGGGAUGCUAGACAAGAUGUUUAACCAUGUAGGAGCUGGACGCUUCCGUUUCUUGGGCCAAAUCUUGGUGAAUCUCUCUUCUUGCGUGGUAUUGGAUCGCUUCCAGGCUGUGGAGUCAGCUGACAUCCUGGAAACUAAAGCCCAUGAACUCAUGAAUAAAAACAACUUCUUGGCCAGUGUCAUAUUCAACAGUUCCUUAGUCCGCAGGAGAAUCAGAUCGACAUCUCUCAAAUUGCCACCCCAUGUCACAUAUACAAUUCGGACCAGCGUCUUACACAGCAUGAGAACAGAUAUGAUAAAAAACCCUUCUUGGAAGUUCCAUCCUCAGAGUCUACCAGCUGAUGGGUUAAAAUAUAACUACAUCUUUGUCCCACUGCAAGACAUGAUUGAAAGAGCCAUCAUUGAAGUACAGACUGGCCAGGAAGCCCUGGAGCCGACCACUCAGACGCAGGCAGCCCCCUACCCAUGCCACACCAGUGACCUAUUCUUGAACAAUGUCGGUUUCUUUUUCCCUCUGAUAAUGAUGUUGACUUGGAUGGUAUCGGUGGCCAGCAUGGUCCGAAAACUGGUUUAUGAGCGGGAGAUCCAGAUAGAAGAGUACCUGCGGAUGAUGGGAGUGCAUCCAACAACUCACUUCCUGGCUUGGUUCCUGGAGAAUGCAGCCAUGCUGACCUUGAGCAGUGCUGCUCUGGCCAUCAUUCUGAAAACAAGUGGCAUCUUCACCUACAGCAAUGCAAUCAUCAUCUUCCUCUUCCUCCUGGAUUUUGGGGUGUCAGUUGUUAUGCUGAGUUACUUCUUGAGUGCAUUUUUCAGCCAAGCUAAUACAGCAGCCCUGUGUACCAGCCUGGCAUACAUGAUCAGCUUUCUUCCCUACAUAGUUCUGUUGGUUCUACACAACCAACUAAGUUUUGUUAUUCAGACAUUUCUGUGCCUCCUCUCAACAACUGCCUUUGGACAAGGAGUAUUUUUCAUUACAUUCCUGGAAGGACAAGAGGCAGGGAUCCAGUGGACUAAUAUGUACCAGGCUCCAGAACCAGGGGGCAUGACAUUUGGCUGGGUUUGCUGGAUGAUUCUGUUUGAUUCAAGCCUUUACUUUUUAUGUGGAUGGUACUUCAGCAACUUGAUUCCUGGAACUUUUGGUUCAAGGAAACCAUGGUAUUUCCCCUUCACUGCAUCAUAUUGGAAGAGUAUAUGUGGCUGGGUGGAGAAACAGCGACGCUCUCUAAGUUCUAGUUUGUUCUUCUUCAAUGGGAACUUUGACAAUCCAGAGUCAUUGCCGCAAAGCAGAGGAGAGCUUGAAGGAGACGCCCCAGGAGUCACUCUGCUGUCUGUGACUAAGGAGCAUGAGGGCCACAAGGUGGCUGUCCAAGACCUCACCCUCACCUUUCACAGAGGCCAAAUCACCGCACUGCUGGGGACCAACGGUGCCAGGAAAACCACCAUCAUAUCCAUGUUGACAGGGCUCUAUCCUCCCACUUCUGGGGCCAUCAUGAUCAAUGGAAAGAAUCUGCAGACAGACUUGUCCAGGGUCAGGAUGGAGCUGGGGGUGUGUCCGCAGCAGGACGUCCUAUUUGCCAAUCUCACCGUCCGGGAACAUCUCCUACUCUUUGCUUCCAUAAAGGCACCCGGGUGGACCCAGAAGGAGCUACAGCAGCAAGUCAACAAAACUCUCAAGGAUGUGGGGCUAAUUCAGCAUCAGCACAAACAAACUCAAACUCUCUCUGGAGGCCUGAAGAGGAAGCUCUCGAUUGGCAUUGCUUUCAUGGGCACAUCAAGGACAGUGGUUCUGGAUGAACCUACAAGUGGGGUGGACCCUUGCUCCCGGCGCAGCCUCUGGGACAUUCUGCUCAAGUAUCAGGAAGGUCGCACGAUCAUCUUCACAACCCACCACCUGGAUGAAGCUGAGAUGCUCAAUGACUAUGUGGCUGUCCUGCAGCAGGGGCAGCUCAAGUGCUGCGGUCCUCCUUUCUGAUUGACAGAGGCCUAUGGCCAGGGACUCAACCUGACUCUCACAAAGCAACCCUCUGUUUCUGAGGUCCAUGAUCUCGAGGACAUAGCUUGUGUUACAUCCCUGAUACAGCUCUAUGUACCAAAAGCAUUUCUCAAAGACAGCAGUGAGAGUGAGCUGACCUUUGCCAUCCCAAAGGACACAGACAAGGCCUGCCUCAGGGAGCUCUUCCAGACCCUGGAUCAGAACUUAGAGCAAUUGCACUUGAUGGGAUAUGGAAUCUCAGACACCACAUUGGAGGAGGUACUAAGAUAUGCAGAAGCUUUUGUGGCCAGUCUCCAUGCAAUGAAGAGACUUGGGCAGAGGGAGGGGAUGGAGAACAUG